CGCUCGCCGCGCCUCUCCCCCGUCCGUCCAUAUUGCUGCAGCCCCCGAGCCGGGAAGCCCGGGCCGCCCCGGGGGCGGGGGGGAGGGAGGGACGGAACGAGAGGCCUGCCAGGCUCGGGGUGGGGGCGCCCUGCGAGGAACGGGCGGGGGGGGACGCGCGCCGAGGAGGCCUGGACCGCAGAGUGGGGGGCCUUCCUCCCCCCCCCGCCCCGCCAGUGGGCCUCGGAUCUACGGCGGCUGCAUCCGACCGGGAAGGGAGCCGCGCCUAGCGUGAAUCCCGGUUCUUCUCCGUGGGGACUGGUGCCCGGCGCCCCGGAGGAAGGCGUCGCGGGCGCUCUGCGAGCCAAGUUCGAGGCGGGGGAGGCAACCUCGGGCGCGCCCGGCUUCUCCGGGGGGGCGGGCGCGCAGAUGGCCACUCAGGUGGAGCCGCUGCUGCCGGGGGGCGCCCCGCUCUUGCAGGCCGAAGAGCACGGGGGGCUGGUGAGGAAGAAGCCGCCGCCGGCGCCCGAAGGCAAGGGCGAGCCCGGGGCAAACGACGUCGGAGGGGGGGAGCCGGACGGCGGCGCCCGGAGACCUCGGCCGCCCUGCGCCAAGCCACACAAGGAGGGCACCGGGCCGCCGGAGCGCGAGAGCCCGCGGCCACCGCAGCUGCCGGGCGCCGAGGGCCCUGCCGUCAGCGACGGAGAGGAGGGCGGCGGCGAGCCGGGCGCUGGCGGAGGAGCGGCCGGAGCCGCGGGCGCCGGGCGCCGAGACUUCGUGGAAGCCCCCCCGCCCAAGGUGAACCCGUGGACUAAGAACGCGCUGCCGCCGGUCCUGGCCACCGUGAACGGACAGUCCCCGCCAGAACAUUCUGCUCCAGCCAAGGUGGUAAGAGCAGCAGCUCCUAAACAGCGGAAAGGCAGCAAGGUUGGUGACUUUGGAGAUGCAAUCAACUGGCCCACACCUGGAGAGAUAGCCCACAAGAGUGUGCAGCCACAGUCUCACAAGCCUCAGCCUGCCCGUAAGCUGCCACCCAAGAAGGACAUGAAAGAACAGGAGAAAGGAGAGGGCAGCGAUAGUAAGGAGAGCCCAAAAACCAAAUCAGAUGAAUCAGGGGAGGAGAAGAAUGGGGAUGAAGACUGCCAGCGAGGCGGGCAGAAGAAGAAAGGGAAUAAACACAAGUGGGUUCCACUGCAAAUAGACAUGAAGCCUGAAGUGCCCAGAGAGAAACUUGUGUCACGCCCCACUCGCCCACAGGAGCCGAGACAUACACCUGCCAGCCGCGGGGAGAUCAAAGGGUCUGAGCCUGCCACCUACAUGCCUGUGUCUGUGGCCCCCCCCACCCCAGCCUGGCAACCAGAGACCAAAACGGAGCCUGCCUGGCACGACCAGGACGAGACAUCGAGUGUGAAGAGUGAUGGGGCUGGUGGGGCGCGGGCUUCCUUCCGUGGCCGUGGACGGGGGCGUGGUCGCGGCCGGGGACGCGGCCGGGGUGGUACUCGAACCCAUUUUGACUACCAGUUUGGCUAUCGAAAGUUUGAUGGUGCAGAGGGGCCUCGAACCCCCAAGUACAUGAACAACAUUACCUACUACUUUGACAACGUCAGCAGCACUGAGCUUUACAGCGUAGACCAGGAGCUGCUCAAAGACUACAUCAAGCGACAGAUUGAAUACUACUUCAGUGUGGACAAUUUAGAACGAGACUUCUUCCUGAGACGAAAAAUGGAUGCUGAUGGUUUCCUUCCCAUCACCCUUAUUGCUUCCUUCCAUCGCGUGCAAGCCCUCACCACUGACAUUUCACUCAUUUUUGCGGCCCUCAAGGACAGCAAGGUGGUGGAAAUUGUUGAUGAGAAAGUUCGUAGGAGGGAAGAGCCUGAGAAGUGGCCUCUUCCUGGUCCCCCAAUAGUGGAUUAUUCACAGACUGAUUUUUCCCAGCUUCUCAACUGCCCCGAAUUUGUUCCCCGCCAGCACUACCAGAAAGAGACAGAGUCGGCACCUGGCUCUCCCCGUGCAGUCACCCCAGUGCCAACCAAAACGGAGGAGGUCAGCAACCUAAAGACACUGCCUAAGGGCCUGUCUGCCAGCCUGCCUGACCUGGAUUCUGAGAACUGGAUUGAAGUGAAGAAACGGCCUCGACCCUCCCCAGCACGGCCCAAGAAGUCAGAGGAGCCCAGGUUCACCCACCCAACAUCUCUGCCUCAGCAACUUCCCUCCCAGCAGCUGAUGUCCAAGGAUCAGGAUGAGCAAGAGGAAUUAGAUUUCCUGUUUGAUGAGGAAAUGGAGCAGAUGGACGGGCGAAAGAACACCUUCACUGCCUGGUCUGAUGAGGACUCUGACUAUGAGAUUGAUGACCGGGAUGUCAACAAGAUCCUCAUUGUUACCCAGACGCCUCCUUACAUGCGCCGGCACCCUGGGGGGGACCGUACAGGCAAUCACACCUCUCGUGCCAAGAUGAGUGCUGAGCUGGCCAAGGUCAUUAAUGACGGGCUCUUCUACUAUGAGCAGGACCUGUGGACUGAGAAGUUUGAACCUGAAUAUUCCCAGAUCAAGCAAGAAGUUGAGAACUUUAAGAAAGUCAACAUGAUCAGCCGGGAGCAGUUUGACACACUGACCCCUGAGCCCCCUGUGGAUCCCAACCAGGAGGUUCCUCCUGGGCCUCCCCGGUUCCAACAAGUUCCCACUGAUGCCCUGGCCAACAAGUUGUUUGGUGCUCCUGAGCCCUCCACCAUUGCCCGCUCUCUACCAACCACUGUCCCAGAGUCGCCAAACUACCGCAAUGCCAGGACCCCCCGCACGCCCCGGACCCCACAACUCAAAGACUCAAGCCAGACGUCACGGUUUUACCCAGUGGUGAAAGAAGGAAGGACGCUAGAUGCCAAGAUGCCUCGAAAAAGGAAGACAAGGCACAGCUCAAAUCCACCCUUGGAGAGCCAUGUGGGCUGGGUGAUGGAUUCCCGAGAGCACAGGCCCCGGACUGCUUCCAUCAGCUCCAGCCCUUCAGAAGGAACACCUGCAGUUGGCAGCUAUGGCUGUACCCCUCAGUCACUGCCCAAGUUCCAGCAUCCUUCCCACGAGCUGCUCAAGGAAAAUGGUUUCACACAACACGUCUACCACAAGUAUCGUAGGCGCUGCCUUAAUGAGCGGAAGCGCUUGGGCAUUGGUCAGUCUCAGGAGAUGAACACUCUCUUCCGCUUCUGGUCCUUCUUCCUCCGAGAUCACUUCAACAAAAAGAUGUAUGAGGAGUUUAAGCAGCUGGCUCUGGAGGAUGCCAAAGAAGGCUACAGAUAUGGUUUAGAGUGCCUUUUUCGAUACUACAGUUAUGGCCUAGAAAAGAAGUUCCGGCUGGAUAUAUUCAAGGAUUUUCAGGAGGAAACCAUGAAGGACUAUGAAGCUGGCCAACUCUAUGGGCUGGAGAAGUUCUGGGCCUUCUUGAAAUAUUCCAAAGCCAAAAAUUUGGACAUUGACCCCAAACUGCAAGAAUACCUCGGCAAAUUUCGACGUCUAGAAGACUUCCGAGUGGAUCCCCCCAUGGGUGAAGAGGGCAACCACAAGCGACACGCAGUGGUAGCAGGAGGUGGCAGCGGUGAGGGCAGGAAGCGGUGCCCCUCCCAGUCUUCCAGCAGGCCUGCCACCAUGAUCAGCCAACCCCCUACACCACCUACUGGCCAGCCCAUCCGGGAAGAUGCCAAAUGGACAAGCCAGCACUCGGACGCACAGACUUUGGGAAAGUGAAAAGCCCUUUAGUCCUGGGGUUUAGAGCGGGGAAGGGGUGGGGUGGUUGAGGGUCCAUGGGGGUGCCCAGUCCCAGGAGAGGGGACAAAGAAGGGAUAGGCCUGGAAUUAAUAGAACAGGCCUUUGUGCUGAGUAGCAGUGAGUACACCAUUUGGGCUAUUAGAGGUACCCUGGGCAGGAACCUCCACGUAAUUCCCUUCCCCUCCUCUCUCCAUGACUCUUACAUCCUAGCUUCUUCUAAGGGGGGAGGGAAAGGGGGGAGAUUUUUUAUAUAUAUAUACAUAUAUAUAUAUAUAUCAAGUUUUAAAUUAUUGAUAGUUUGUCUGGAUUACCAAAAUCACUCUUUAGCCCUGCCCGCGGCUGGUAGGCCGCAACCCUGGUCCCCACCCACAGCCUCUUCUUGCUCCCCCCCAAGCCAACUAUGCAGCCCACCAGAAGGCCCUGCGGGCCCCAUUGCCCAGCACCAUCCCACGGAAGGCUCUGACAGCUCCCCUGGGCCCCAGGAGCACCAGCCCCUGAUCAUCCGGGUUUUGCCAUCACCAUGUUCUCUCCCUGCUGUCCCCUCCAUGCCCUUCUGCCAUCUUCUGGGAGAAGGAAACCAAAGGAUCUAAAAGUGGGGGUUGGGGGAGGUUUCAGCCUCUCCCACUCCCCUUUCCCCACAUCCCUUACUCCCCAGCCCAGAGAGACGCUGCUCAUACCAGAAAAGACUAUUGAAAGAUGAUUUAUUUUAUUUUUCUCUGACCUUUCCAUCCUUGGGAAAAAGAAAAAAAGAAAAAAAAAAAAAAAAAAAAAGAAAAAAAAAGACAAAAUAGACCAUUAAAAAAACACCAAAAAAAAAAAAAAAUCAGAAAACCCCCACCUAAUCCAUAGAAAGUGAUGUCUUUCCCCUCUCCUUGAAAUUUUUUUGUUUGUUU
Sciurus carolinensis (gray squirrel) is the source of this 4625-nucleotide messenger RNA. It is a transcript of the gene Larp1, whose product is annotated as La ribonucleoprotein 1, translational regulator. Gene Ontology annotation, biological process: positive regulation of translation; mRNA stabilization. The transcript has 19 exons. NCBI's taxonomy places the organism in Eukaryota, Metazoa, Chordata, Mammalia, Rodentia, Sciuridae. Bases 409 to 3711 code for a protein of 1100 amino acids. Gene Ontology annotation, molecular function: RNA cap binding. Gene Ontology annotation, cellular component: cytoplasmic stress granule; cytosol. The record is from RefSeq and is a predicted model, not a curated record.